Messenger RNA from Colletotrichum fioriniae, 339 nucleotides. Lineage: Eukaryota; Fungi; Ascomycota; Sordariomycetes; Glomerellales; Glomerellaceae. The record is from RefSeq and is a predicted model, not a curated record.
AUGCUGGGCCCAGACGCCUUUACGCUGGAGACGCUCUUGAAGGCGUCACCAGCACUACCUGAACUCACGCCCGUUCAACGGCUCCUUUGGCACCCUUCAAGCCCCGAAGAAGAAGACUAUCCGUGCAAACCACAAGCUCAUCAUUAUGGAGGCACCCAACUUCACCAGGUUCAAAUCGGAAAUCCCCGGGACCGGGAGAACCAGAAGGUCAAGCACAAAAAUGUCGAGGCUACGGCCACCGCCUUGGCCGCUGUCCUGACCAAUGCCAUCACUGGCGUCGUAGCUCAUGGUAUGAUCGACAUGGAGGCCGCAGAGCAGCGUGGCAGCAUCGCCGGAUAG